AUGGACUCUUUCAUGAAUCUUGCGAAGCAAGGCCUUGCCGCCUACCAGGAGUCGCAGUCGCAAUCGGACGUUUCGAAAACAGGCGGACAAGAAUACAAUUCUCCGCAUAACUCCGCCUCUGGUGGCUACGGGAGUCCGAACAUCGACCACGACGAGGCCGUCCGUACUGCCCAGGAGAAGGGAUCGGGGGGGUCUGAUCUCUUCACUUCUGCGCUGGGUUUCCUCUCCAGCAACAAGCAACAACAAAACGAACCCGUUGACGAGGACAGCGUCACCCGUGCCCACGACAAGGCCUACAACAGCGGUGACACAAGCAACAUGAGUGCUCAUUCCCUCGGUAGUGCCGCAGCGCUUCAGGUCCUUAAGCAGUUCACCUCCGGAUCCGGAAGCUCCAGUGGUGGUAAGAGUGGCUCCCAGACGCAGUUGAUCAGUCUCGCGAUGGCGGAGGCUACGAAGCUGUUCGACAAGUCCGGCGGCACCGCUUCCGGUAACAAGCAGGAUGCCGUCAAUGGUGCUGCGAUGACGGUAAUGAAGCUUUUGGUCCAGUCGAAGCUCAGUGGUGGUGGCAGCACCAUUGGCGGUGGAGACUCGGGUGGUCUGUCAGGGCUCAUGAAGCUUUUUGCGAAAUGA
Molecule: messenger RNA, 630 nt
Organism: Cyclocybe aegerita
Lineage: Eukaryota; Fungi; Basidiomycota; Agaricomycetes; Agaricales; Hemipholiotaceae
Source: the annotation of a GenBank genome assembly